CAGACACAGAGGCCGCUGCAAACUCGGUGGAUUGUGUGUGCAGGGCCACCCUCUUUAGAAUUCCCCGUCCGUGGAGCAAGAAGCUCGUAAAAGACAAAGGGGGUUGGUGGUAGCACAGGGGUGGAGAGAAGGCGCCGAGGCUAGGGGAGGAACGGAGGAAGGGAGGCAGGAAGAGGCGAGAAAGGAAAUAAGAAAGAUGGGAGAGAGCUCACCGGAUCUCAGCCUCCGGCUCCGGCGGGGCAGCUCCGACUCCAGGGAUUCCUUCUACAUGGAUUUUGCUCAGGGCAUCGACUCGGACAUCGAGGAGGUGGCCCGUCCAGGGGACAACUCGGACCCGAUGAUGGAGAACCAUUUGGGAGAGGAGAACGGGAACGAGCUGCCGCCUAUAGAGGACAUUACCACGAUCCCGGAGGAAGCCUCGGAGGAGUUGCGCGAGGAGGAGGAAGCCGCGGCGAUGGAGGCCGCGCUGCGAACACCCGAGGGCCCAAUAAUUAACACGGAAGCGGAGAAACCACCCCCGCCCCAACUCUCCACGCUCGCCCCCCAAGACUGGCCAGGAUUGCCGGUUGCUCUCCCGUCACCGGCUUCACCGUCCGCGGUAAUCGUUUCACCGGAAACGCUGUCUAGACACAGCAGCAGCUCACCCUCCCGCGCUCACCGGCCACCCCAGUUCGCCUUGGCUCUACCAUGCUCCUCGCAACCGAUCUCCGCGGUCUGCUAUCCGGCACCGACCUUCCUCGACGUCUCCGAGGACCGCAAGUGGAAGAAGCUCGGAUGCGACGCCCUUGCGUCGACUUUUAGCGCUCUCUACGGGAAGCUGUUGGUCGUAAUGGGAAUCGCUUUUCCCAUGGCCGAAGUAAUAUCCACCUACAUACCGCCGUCGUUCUACGAAGGGUUCUACCUUUACCUCUACUUCGGCAGCAUGAUCUUCCUCGUCUACAUGUACGCCACGUUGCUCCGCGAUGGCAAACCGAAGUCAAAAGAGAAACGGAAGGACGUGUGCGACCUGGACUCGUCGCGUUCGUCGAGCGGCGCCGGUGGCGACAGCGACGCCGCGGACACCACGUGCCCCCACAUGGCUACCGUGAGACCUGCCCAACACUACGGCAGUUUUUAUCUGAGGAUGGGCGCUGUGGCGUUCGGGAUCGGUUCCAUGAUCUACUCGGGCCUCGAGUUCGGCCAAUACUUCGAGCUCGAGCAGAACACCAAGUGCCACAACAUCAUGCUCGCCCUCACGCCGGCCACUAGGAUGGCGUUCAUCUUCAUACAGAUGUAUUUUAUAUUUCUCAACAACGAGCAAAUGAAAGUUUAUCGCCAUCGGGUGGUCGCGCGCUUUGGACUGAUGCACAUGAUCGGGACGAAUCUGUCGGUCUGGUUGAGCGUCCUUGUACAGGAAACGAAACACGAGAUUUUGACGUUCUACAAUCCGGAGAACAACUCGUUAAGGAUCUCCCACAGACUAGGCGCGAAGAGCAAUCUCGCGGUGCACAACCACUACCACCACGGGGAACAACACCUGAGGCUUCCAAGGGGGCUUAAAGGGCCCCAUCACAUGUUCGAGUGUCGAAGAACGAACAUAAUGGGAUCGUUGGUCCAAGAUGCCAGCCCGUUCCUCUUUCCUUGCACGAUCGAGUACAGCUUGAUCUGCGCCGCGAUCCUCUACGUGAUGUGGAAGAACAUAUCUAAGGCUGCCUUCUCCCAGCCUAAGACGCCACCCGGAUCCCGCCAUCACGCCCACGCUUACAGGAAAUCACCCCACCAUUACAGCGUGGACUGCGCCCGCGCCCACAAGGGCCUGUUCGUCGGCAUCUUGAUCCUGGUGCUGACGAUCAUCUCCCUGAUCCUGUUCUUCGUGCUGAUAUCUCGUCCAGAAUUGGUCAGCUUCGCCGUGACCGAGGUGAACGUGUGCGAAUUGACCCUGUACGGGAUGUCGACGAUGGCUACGCUGAUAGGAAUGUUCCAGAUGAGGAAGCUCCGCUACGACGGGAACAGGAACUUGGAGUUGGACAAUAUCCUGUUGGUCGCUGCCCAGACGGGGAUGUUCAUCUACUCGACGUUCACGAUAAUCGGCGCCCAAUUCACCCUCGCCAAGCACACGGUCCUGGUUUUGGUGACGGCGCUCGCGAGCGUGGUGCAGACCACCUUCCAGACCAUCUUCAUCCUGGACGCGUCGAGGCGAUCCGUGGCGACCGCGAAGCAGAUCAGAAGGAAGCCCGGAAGGGAGAUCGUCACGUUCCUCCUUGUCACGAAUCUGGCCAUGUGGGCGAUCAACACGCUGGAGAAGUCGAGGGCGGAGUCGCAUCCGGUCCAGCUGCACUUUUACGGGCUUUGGGCGUGGACGAUCAUCACCCACGUCUCGAUGCCGUUGGCGAUAUUCUACAGGUUCCACAGCACCGUUUGCCUGUGCGAGGUCUGGAAAAGAGCGUACAAGGUGAAGCCUACCUACAUGUGACGUAAGGGGUCCCGUGAGGUCGUGUGCAAGACGGCGGCUCCUCAACGACCGAAAACCCUGCCGGCCAGGCUGGACGCCAUCGCGGAAAACGAUCCGAUUUACUUUAUGUAACAGAGAAAGAGAGAGAGAAAGAGAGAGAGAGAGAGAUUCUCUUCUUUCGCCUCUCUUCUUCGUCGCUCGAGGUUCUCGCCAAGCUCCAAAACUGCGAAUAUAUAUAUAUAUAUAGAAUAUAUCGUUCACCAGGCGUUGUUCUAUAGGUAUUUGUGCGAUGAGCGAUGGACGAGCCUCGAGUUUGAGAAGAAAUGGCGGUUGCGGUUUGUUUAUUAUUAUUACUUUUUUUUCGAUCGUCGAGAAGUCGCGUUUAUUUAUAUCGUUUAGAUAAUAAUUGUAUAAGGUUUUAUAUCGAAUCGUCCUCGCGUCUAUGAAGAGAAGAAAAGAUCACGAUGUACAUACACACACACACACACACACACACACACCACACACCGUUUUUUCACCGCAACGAGGUGGAAACUCUUCGAGAUCUUUUAAGAGGAACAAAUAAGAGUAGGGGAGAGAAAGAUGGCACGAUUAACGACGCACAAUUUUUACCGGCAUUUAGAUAACGUAGACGAUUAGUCGAGUAGUCGAAUCGUCGAAGCAACGGUUGUUCCUUCGAUAUUCUCGGGAACAAUAAAAAUUUCUGUUCGAUAAGCGUUAAGACGAUUUUCUAUAUACUCGAAAAUAGCGAGUGAGAGAGAGAGAGAGAGAGAGAGACAGAGGGAGAAAUAGAGAGAGAAAGAGAGAGUAAGAGAGAGAAUGAAAAAGUAUGCGUGUACAAAGAAAGAGUGCGAAGAGAAAGGGAUGUCUUUUCUUCUUUCUUUCUUUCUUUCUUUCUUUCUUUCGUUGAUCGUAAAAGUUUGCAAGACUGAAAUUUUAAGCAACCUUAAGGACGAUGGUUGAUGAUGGUUGAUGGAAGAACGAUUCCGUUUCUGGCCGAACGCAAAUCGAUCGAAGAAUAUUUAACAGAGAGAAAGAGAGAGGGAGAGAGAGAGAGAGAGAGAAAUCCCUGAUCGAUCUGUCCUUCGAUUAGUUUACUCGGAUAUACUCUCACGGACUCAUCCGUCUUCCACGUAGUACAAAGUUGUACAACUUAACGAGUAAAAAAAAAAAAUAACAAUAAUAAUAAUAAUAAUAAUAAUAAUAAUAAUAAUAAUAAUAAUAAUAAUGUCUCUCGUUGUCCAAAAGUUAAUAAUUUCAGAAAAGAGAGAUUGAAAAGAAAAGAAAAAAAAAAAGAAGAGGAAUCGAGAGAAACCAGAUUAACCAGAUUAGAUGUAAAGUCCAAUACUUAUUCGUCACCUCGAAUAAAUUUUUAUAUCGUUAUUACGUAGAUUAUGUUCUCUCUUCGUUGAAAUCUUUUAACGAGUCUCUUGGCGAAGAUAAAAAUUGGAUUGGAAGAAACAGAGAUAAUCCUCGCGCGAAAACCCAACACGUUAAUAAUGUUAGAAACGUGCAACGUCUGUUUCUCGCGAUUUCACGUGGCAACGUCUCGCUCGAUCGAUCGAUCGUCCGCGUUUCGAGGAAAAGGAAGCCUCUACCCGUCGAGCGUGCAACCGCCUUACGGUUAUCCUAUACUCCAAAUCCAUCCGAGUUUACAUAGAAAUUACAAGAAGGUUUUCCAAGGUUUUGCACUCGCCAGACGUUGCACGUUGGUCACGAAUCUGAAUUCGAAAUAUCGGUCGUAGUCGACCGAUGAGAAAAACGGAGAUCAGUUUAUCAAAAGACAGAACCGAGUCGAUGUUUCGUGCGUUGUUUCCAAUCGUUUCUUAAAAAAAAAAAAAAAAAACCAAAGAUGAAUAGAUUUAAGUUCGUUGGAACAUUUGUAAACGGAAAUGGAAAUAACGCAAUGGGCAUCGUCCCGUAGAAAUUCCAAUAUCAUAGUCGAGGAGAUGAUAAACUAAACUGAUUAAAAGAAAAAAGUGUUGAAAAAGACAAAAGUAUAGAAAGAUAAACGUUCGAAGAACAGAGUACAAUGGCGAUAUCAUAUCAUUAAGCCUUAAUCCGUCGAGUGUGCUGUCCAAACUUCGAAUACGAUUAAAGAGGAAGAACGAGAGAAGAGGAGAAAAAGAAGAGAAGCAAAGAAAAAAAAAAAAAAAAAAAGGAAGGCAGAUCAAAGAGAUCGAGCGAUCGAUCGACCGUUAAUAUUCUCGAGAGAAUAAGCCGAGCGUGUUCGAUCAAUCGAAUCCGUUCGACAAACAGUCGUUUAAGCAUGUGGAAGACAUCGAACGAGGAUCUAAACGAUCCGUGGAGAGCGUGAAAUCGAAUCGAAUCGCAUCUAAUCGAUCGGCGCGGUGUGCAAUACUAUUGUUCUGCGAGUAGUGUACGAGUAUGCGAGUGUAUGUACGAUUGUUUUGUGUUGCGUGUGUCCUCUUGGGAACAACUCGGCGAAGAAUGGUCGAGAGAGAAAGAGAGAGAGAAAGAGAGAGAGAAAGAGAGAGAGAGAGAGAGGGAGAGGAAAAAGGGAAACGGAAGAGCGUCGAUGGCGUAAAAGGUAGCGAUAUUUUUUUUUGUUUCUAGUGUCUCUCGCGAUAGGCGCUUUUUAUUUUUCUUCGUCCAUAACGAUCACGUUAUUCGCGACGAUAUUAUCAAUGGAAAUCCAAAGUCUGCGUAGUUGAACCGGUUGAUUCUUUUGUAAAUUCUACUACUGUGUGAGGCGGGUUGUACAUAGGCGAGGUUAAGGAGGGAAGGGAAACCGUAAGAAGGAUAAGUGUGAAGGGAAAAAAGGGAAAAAAGAAAAAAAAAAAAAAAAAGAAAAUGGAUCCUCUCGAUGUUUAGAGCUAGUUGUGUCGACAUGUUUCUUCCUAUAUUAUAUAUAAUAUAUACACAUAUAUAUACAAAUAUAAAUAUAUUUAUUAUUGCGUUGUUCUAUUAUAAUAUUUAUUGUAUUAUCAGAUAUAGGAUUUACGCGCGACACGUUACGUUUAUUGAUCGGGGCUCGUGUCGAGAUUCAUCAUUUCCACCGCGUUUUUCCCUUCGUUCGCCUCUUCCUUUUCUAACACUAUACUUCUCUUUUCUUACUUCUUCUUCUAUUCCUUUUUCUUCUUCUUCUUCUUCUUCUUCUUCUUCUUCUAGUUGCCAUUAAUCGAACGAUUAAAAUCGAAGCUUUCGAUCCGUUUUCCAUUUCCCUCGUUUUAACACCUCGACGAUUAAACGGCGAUCUCGGCACGAGUUUUAACCGAAAUCGAGGCGAAACACGAAACGAAAAGAAAAGAAAAAAAAAAAAAAGGAAAAAAAAAAGGAAAAAAAAAGAAGAAAAAAAGAAACAAAACGGAGAUAAGUCACGAUGUGCGCAAUUCGAGCAAGGGUGAACGGGGUAAACGACGAAUAUACCCUUCUAUGUCACGUCUCUAAACUGUACUUUUUCUAUGUCCGCAUACUCUAGUUCCUACGCAAUGUUUGUACUCUUAUACCCUUUGUACUAUUUGUACCUUACGAAUUGCAAUACACUCGUCCGCAAUAAUAA
This is a messenger RNA of Apis laboriosa (Himalayan honeybee), 5954 nucleotides long. RefSeq names its product proton channel OtopLc-like. Gene Ontology annotation, molecular function: proton channel activity. Gene Ontology annotation, biological process: proton transmembrane transport. Lineage: Eukaryota; Metazoa; Arthropoda; Insecta; Hymenoptera; Apidae. The transcript has 9 exons. The record is from RefSeq and is a predicted model, not a curated record. Gene Ontology annotation, cellular component: membrane. The coding region runs from base 197 to 2452 and encodes 751 amino acids.